Molecule: messenger RNA, 1350 nt
Organism: Heterobasidion irregulare TC 32-1
Lineage: Eukaryota; Fungi; Basidiomycota; Agaricomycetes; Russulales; Bondarzewiaceae
Exons: 12
Coding region: 49-1218 (389 amino acids)
Biological process (GO): mitochondrial translational elongation
Cellular component (GO): mitochondrion
Molecular function (GO): GTPase activity; translation elongation factor activity; GTP binding
Source: RefSeq, a predicted model, not a curated record
AGAGGUUAUGCCGAGGCAUCUGGCAAGUAUUCGCGCGCUAAGCCUCACAUGAACAUCGGUACCAUUGGCCACGUCGACCAUGGAAAGACGACCUUGACAGCCGCCAUCACCAAGGUUCUUUCCGCCACUGGCGGCGCAACAUUCACCGACUACUCCCAGAUUGAUAAGGCUCCAGAAGAGAAGGCUCGCGGCAUCACCAUCAACUCUUCUCACGUUGAAUAUGAGAGUGCUUCGCGGCACUACGGGCACAUUGACUGUCCCGGACACGCCGAUUACAUCAAAAACAUGAUCACUGGUGCUGCACAGAUGGAUGGUGCUAUCAUCGUGGUCUCAGCAACGGAUGGACAGAUGCCUCAGACUCGUGAACAUCUGCUCCUCGCCCGCCAGGUUGGCAUCAAGAGGCUUGUCGUAUUCAUCAACAAGGUCGACCAAAUCUCGGAUCCUGAGAUGCUCGAGCUCGUCGACAUGGAGAUGCGUGACUUGCUUUCGACUUACAAUUUUGAGGGAGAGGAAACUCCCAUCGUCAUGGGCUCUGCUCUUGCCGCACUCGAUGGCCGCGACCCUGAGAUGGGUGAGAAGAAGAUUUUGGAGCUGGUCAAGGCUUGCGAUGAAUGGCUCGAACUCCCUCCCCGUGACCUCGAGAAGCCCUUCCUCAUGCCCGUCGAAGAUGUCUUCUCAAUUUCCGGUCGUGGUACUGUCGCAACUGGUCGCGUCGAGCGUGGUGUCGCCACGAAGGGCGCUGAUGUCGAGAUCGUUGGCCUUGGUGCGCACUUCAAGACGACUCUCACUGGUAUCGAAAUGUUCCACAAGGAGCUCGACCGGGGUGAGGCUGGUGAUAACAUGGGUGCUCUGCUUCGUGGUAUCAAGCGCGAGCAGGUCCAUCGUGGUAUGGUCAUCAUCGCUCCCGGCUCGAUGAAGCCUGUCACGAAGUUCCAGGCUCAGAUCUACGUCCUCACCAAAGAUGAAGGUGGACGCUACACCCCAUUCAUGAGCAAUUACCGCCCACAGCUCUUCCUCCGCACUGCUGAUAUCACCGUCGCUCUCACUUGGCCAGAGGGUACCUCAGAUGCAGCUGAGAGGAUGGUCAUGCCUGGUGACAACGUCGAGAUGAUCUGCGACCUUGUGCACGAUGUUGCAGCCGAAGUUGGUUCUCGCUUCACGCUCCGUGAGGGCGGCAAAACUAUUGGAACUGGAAUCGUCACUAAGAUUCUUGCAUGAGUUGUCUGCCAUAGGCAGUACUGUAUUGAGCUUAUGUCCUUCGGCGAGGCGGUGAUCUUACAUCGCAUGCUCUUAGCUAUCCACGUGCCCAGAUGUUUGUACAUACAUACAUUGUCACCACUCACCCACUCC